AUGACGAAAUACAGAGAAGGAAAAUUUUUUCACAAGUCAUCUUCUUCUUUCAGUUUUUUCUCUAAUAUGGUAUCAAAGCGCGGAUAUGGUGCUUGGAGGAGGGCUAUGUUCAUCGUUUUGUCCGCUAAGAACAAUCUUGGGCUUAUUGAUGGAACUAUUUUGGAGCCCAAGCUUUCUGAUCCUUUAUUUCCAGCAUGGAAUAGAUGCAAUGACAUGGUUAUCUCCUGGCUUCUCCAUUCUUUAUCCAGGGAAAUUGCUGAAAUUGUAAUUUAUUUCAGAUCUGUAAGAGAAAUUUGGAAAGAGUUGAAAGACAGAUUUGGUCAAAGCAAUGGACCUAAGUUAUAUCAACUUCAAAAAGAGCUCAGUGAUCUGCAACAAGGUGUCUCUGAUGGUACAGGAUAUUAUACCAAGGUUAAAAGGAUAUGGAAUGAAUUAGAUUGCCUUGAUACCAGCAAUCAUUGCACUUGUGAUUGCACUUGUGGAGGUAAAGAAAAAACCUCCAAAUCCCAUCAAGUGGGAAGGUUGAUUUCGUUUAUAAUGGGGCUAAAUGAUACUUAUUCAGGAGUGAGAAGUAACAUUCUCAUGUGUUCUCCCUUUCCCAACAUUAACCAAGCCUACUCCCUUUUGGUUCAAUAUGAAAAACAAAGGGAGAUCAAAGUUGCUCAACACCCAGCUGAAUCUAUUUUCCUAGUAACUAGAAAUCAGAGGUUCACCAAUCCUAGGACCUAUGAUGGUAGGAGAAAUAAUUUGAUUUGCUCUCACUGUAAGAAACCUGGCUACUCUGCUGAAAAAUGCUAUAGACUAAUAGGAUUUCCAGUAGACUUCAAAUUCACCAAGAGUAAAAAGAAUCCCCCUAGUCAUGUUUUUGGAAAUACAACAAUUGGAAUUGAUCCUGAAGGAAUUAACUCAACGUCCCAUAAGGGAAUCACUCAGGAGUAA
Capsicum annuum is the source of this 939-nucleotide messenger RNA. RefSeq lists its product as uncharacterized. Bases 1 to 939 code for a protein of 312 amino acids. Lineage: Eukaryota; Viridiplantae; Streptophyta; Magnoliopsida; Solanales; Solanaceae. The transcript has 2 exons. The record is from RefSeq and is a predicted model, not a curated record.